CUCAUAUGAUAAUGAUAUUUUGUCCCUUCCGUGUUUUGUUACAUUAAUCUUUAUAUACAUCACAUGAGGAUGUAUUGUGAUAAGGUGAAUCAUGUGAAAGCUAUAUUCAUACGUGCAUAAUCUGUGGCAAUGUUUCAUAACAGUGAGGAAGAGAAUACGUCAUGCUUAGAAGAAAUGAGGAAGUUUUCUUCAUUCUCUCUAGAAACAGAAAUUAAAUCUAUCAAUCAUAAAAAAAUCAAAGAAAGAUUAAAAAAGCUAGAACAAGACAUUGAAUAUGGAUAUGGCACAAUUGAAGAAACUAUUUGUUUUCAUAAUUUUGUUUCGUACCUACACUGGACAUACGAUGAGAAGGAAAAGGCAAUGGAGUUAGCCAUCAAAGCCGUUGAACUUGGAAGUAAGUGUACGUUUACAGCCACGGGAGUAACAGACAAUAUUAUAACCUUGUGUAAUCUGUUUCAUUUUCACAAAGAAAAUGGCAAUGUAGCUGAGUCAAGAAAAUUUAUUGAACGAUUUAAAGAAUUAUCCAAACGAGAUGAUUUCCAGGAACUGAAAUAUAUUGCAAAAGCUGAGUUAGCUGUCUGUAUGUCAAAGCUCGGUCCAUUUUAUUUGACAAAAUCCAUAAAAAUGUUUCGCGAAUCUGUUGACAAGAUGUCUACAUUUGUAGAUUGCUGGCAGUUUCAUUUUGCAUUAACACUUAAUAGAAAAGCACAUCUACUUAACAUUCAAAAUAAAAAAGAUACGCAGGAUGUAGACGAUGAUAAAGAGGCCUAUGAAAAAUUUAAGAAAAUUAUUGAAUGCACUUCUUCAAAAAUCCUGAAGUCAAACUCAUUGUGUGAAGUCGGAUUUAUAUUAUAUAAUCAUCACAAUGAAAAAGACAAGUAUGAAAAUUUGAACUACAUGGAAUACUUUGAAGAGGCUAUAGAAAUCAACCCACAGUCAUAUCAUGCCUUAGAGCGAUACGGGCAGAUCUUGAGAUAUCAGAAGAACUUGCAGAAAUCAAAUGAAAUACUUGAACGAUCUCUGAAAGUUCGUAAAACUCCAGCUGCUUAUCAUCAUCUUGGACUAACUUUUCAAAAAAUGGUCUUAGAAGAACAUUACGAAAAGAAGAAAAAGCGUUCCCAAUUGGAAAACAUGUCAAGACAAGAUUCCACAAAGGUUGAUGGUCUAGGUUUGAGGAGUGGCAGCAGUGAUAAAUCAAAGACGAUUAGGGAUUCCUCACAAAUAAGAGCAAAAAUGAAGUCCUGUCGAUAUGUUUUGCUGUAUCCAGGAGAUGAACGUCUGCUGAAUGCUGAACAAAAUCUAGAAAAAGCUCUACUUAUGGACAUAUCUUUUGAUAAUGCACGAUAUGACUUAGGACUCGUUCAAAGAUCGCUUGGAAAACCUAAUGAAGCUCUCAAAACCUUUAGGUACAUAACAAAUAGUUACAAAGGGAAAUCAAGUAACCAAAUUCAAUUGAUUCUUGCAUAUGAGCAACAGGCAUUCUGUAAAUUAGAUCUCUUUAAAACCAAUGACAAUGAAAACGAUAUAAUCGAUGCAGUGGAUGCCUUAAACAGAGCUUUGGAUAUUUUGACCCUGUAUAUAGACUCCUUCCCAGAACUGAAAAGUGCUUGUACUUGUGUCCAAGUGAUAGAAGAAAUUAAGAAGAAAUAUGAAUGUUGCAACUUGGGAAAAGAAAACAGUAAUGACAUCCAUGACUUUGCUUCAUUGUAUGAAAAGUCACACGAGUACAAAAAGGCAUACGACCUUUACUCGAAAUGUGAGCCUAAAACUAGAGUUGUUUAUCAAAAGAUGGUUGAAAGUUUAAAAGCUGCUGGUGAUUAUGAAAAUGCCAUCGGUAUAUUAAAUAGACUUAUUAUAAAUAAAGACCCCAACACCCCACCUGGGCAAUUCAUAUUUCAAAUGUAUUCUGAUGCAGCCUUUUAUUCGAUAGAGAAUCGAAAAUUUGAGGAAACAAAGAUGAGGCUCUUACAAUGCCAGAAAUGCAUUCCAACAUGGGAAAAUCAUGACAACUGCAUUGAUGAAGAUGAUGUAAUUGAUUUCUACAUUCUGCACCAUUGUGAAGAAAGAUGUCCGCUUGCAGAGAAGUUAGUUCGUUUACUGACAGAGUCAUUUUUCGUAAAAUUCAAUGUUACACUGAAUGCGGAUGAGUGCUUGCCAGGACGUACGAUUUCAAAAUAUUACAAAGACACAAUCAAAAGAGCAAACUUCAUACUAUUCUUUUAUCACGAAAAUCCUUUGAAGAGCGAAGACAAUGAUGGCAUAAUAAUUGAAAAAAUACAGGAAGAUCCCAGCAUGGGUUCAGAAAACAAUGUCCUUAACGUUAUAUUAGGUGAUGCAGAACAGCCUUGGCGACACCCAGCUGUCGUACUCCCGAAUGACUUUGCCACUGCAGAAGAAGAGGGCAAGGAAGACAAUGAGAGGCAUGUUUUAGAGGGUCGUCUGAUACUGGAUAUUUUGAGGAAAACUUAUGCACUUCAAGAGAGAAAGGAAAGGAGUGAUGCUUCCAAUUAAAACUUUUUCCUUGAAGUAUGGACUUCCAGAAAUGAGUAGUGACUGCACUAUUAUAUAAAAAAGUGGAUAAAAAAAUAAUGAUAAUAAUAAUUAUUAAAGAUCGUUUUGAAUUUGCAUGUGAAAGUUGGAUAUUUUGUAGAUAAACGCAAAAAGCACAAAACCCCCUUUUUAAUGCUGGCCCCCCAAAUCUUAGUCACGAUGAAAUGUUAAAAACAUUAGAAUGGACUGAACUAUGUAAAUAUUAAUCCUUACUUUUUUUAAAUCCUUAUGAUAAUACUUGCAUAUAGUAUAUUUGAAUGUGUCCCAGUUGCUUUUCUGGAUAAUAUUUUCCUACAUAUUGUAUGCUUGAUGAAAUUGUAAAAAGUAUUCACAAAGGUGUUGUUAUCUGCAAGUUAGAGAUCAUAUAAAUAAUUAAUGUAUGUCACUGAAAAUGUGAUGCGUCCAAGACUUGUUC
Molecule: messenger RNA, 2965 nt
Organism: Saccostrea cuccullata (small rock oyster)
Lineage: Eukaryota; Metazoa; Mollusca; Bivalvia; Ostreida; Ostreidae
Exons: 3
Coding region: 130-2511 (793 amino acids)
Molecular function (GO): protein binding
Source: RefSeq, a predicted model, not a curated record